UUUGUUUCCAGAGGCUUUUUGGAGAUUCUUCUUGGGGUUUGGAUAGAGAAGUCGUGAACGAGGAGGUCCUUUAUUCUCUUGCAAUUAACCAGAAUCUGUCGUUUCAGUCACUCGACUGAAAAGAGCUGUUUUACAGCCUAAUAAAUCAAGCUAAGCUACCUAAUCUAUGAAAUUUUAUACAAUUGUCGACGUAAGGAAAAUAACUCCGGGGAAAGCUUAUGUUUCAGUUGGAACAGCAUGAGUAGCUCGAAUUUGGAAAGAAAUCCAGUUGAAUAAGUUGUUGCUUUGUCAGGAAUUGCUGUGUUUCACUAAACGGUGGCCAAAGAUGACAGGUUUUGCAAUCUUUUUGGGGAUGUGUGUGAAGCAGCGUUUACUAGAAAAGUCAAGAACUUCCCAAAUAUAAAGCCAUUCCAGUCCUCUUUCGAUAACGCGCCGUUCCCAUCAGAGCAUUAGAGUUACUAAUCAGAUUAGUUUCAUCGCCUUUUCAGAAAGAAUGCAGCCCACAAUCUAAUCAGUAAACUUGUUUAAAUAGGAACGGUAAUGCCAAGUUUGAAGCUCCGGCCCGAAACUGUGUGGUUAAAAACUGCUGUUGAACACUAAUUUAGCUGCCAUGACACAUAUUUCCAUUUUUAGCAAAAAUCCCUACAAAACAACUCUUAGACUGAGUUGGUAGAUCAAGCGUCUCUUUUUCAGUUGAGUUGUUGGAGUUUGGUGACGCUUGCUUGCUCUUUGGGUCAUCAAGUGUAGUUAUUUACUUCUCUUUCCUACGUCUACAAUGCUAGCUUUGUCCUAAAUAAGAUAGUUACAAUGGUGAGUAAUAACACUAUGUUAAAUACAAGUAUGACUUGUAUGACCUGAAGAUUAUUCCAGGACAAAGAGACAAAAGGAAGGAGCAAUCCUCAAAGGAAGCAUUUGAAAGAAGUAGUCAUGCAUCCGUAAAAAUUUUGCUUUAACCGUAUGGAUGUACGAUUCAAGUACACCCAUAUGCAGAUGACAUACUUUACUGCUGAUUCGACCACUUCAGUAGUGGAGAUGUCUUGACAUCAGAAGUUUGUCGAUAUGAAUCCUGCUUCCUUCACAAGUCGAUGUGACUUUGGUCAAAGCACUUUGGCCUAAAGUUGCCUGCUGUUUUGCCUUUCGGUGUGUAUAAUGUGCAUUUGUGGAUGUAAGUGGGUGAAUGUGUCUGCAGUGUGACGGGAAAGUCACAUGACAGUUAUUAGCUCUGAAGGCAAAAUGAGAUGCAACUCUGUGCUGGUAAAGUAAAGUGUUUGCUGUGUGUAUUUUGAUGAUGAUGAACAGCAAACCGUCUGGGGAAGAUCUGCUGUGGUUAGAUGAAGGGUAAAUAAAGUCAAUAAAAAUGUCACUUCCUGACUCUAGUGCCCCCUGAUUCAGCAGAGUUGAUGCACUGAGUUUAUCAGCAGUCACGUGACAGCCGGACGGCCGUUAUCCCAUCAUCCGUUGGCUGACCUCAGGUCAGCUGUGUGGGCUGCCAGAUGAGAGGCCCCAAGCUUGUUUUUCUCUCAGUCUGCAUCCGCUCGUCGUUCCGACGUCUCCCCGUCUAUUUUAACCUCCCCAUCUCCUUCUCCACAGUGCGCACACAAAAACACAGCCAGACACGCACAUAAAUUUUCUCCUUUUCAUUUUUACAACUUCAGUCGACGAUCCGCAGGGAGUAGGAAGCAGCCUGAGUGACCUGAUCACAAAUCCUUUAACAUAAACAAAGUGAAAAGAGAGAAGGCCCUUUUGAAACAAACUCAUCUUUCCACAACUCAUUAGACCCCCUCUCACUCCUCCCUUCAAGAUCUACACCAGCAGCCUCCCUUCCUCCUCUCUCUGCUCCUCCCGCACACUUUUCCUCAACCUCUGCACGUCUUUUCCGUUCAUCAAAGCGGGAAGCCGUAUCGAGUCCCGGGCUCCCUCAGUGUGUCUGAAGUGACGCCAGCGGGCUGGCUGUGGCAAAACGACUUCAAUACAAUGUAGACACCAAACAGCAGUCAGCAGAAGAGUCUGAAGACCAAGCUGACAGAAGGAGGGUUGGCCCAGAGGAGGACGGAGCGACAGCUGUUCUGAAAAGACUCUGGCGGAAGAUAAGAAGAGUGAAACAACUCGCGAGGGGACAAGAGGGACGGUGCGGACUGUGAAUCAUUGAUGUGAACCUUUGUGUGUCCUUCCUGCAAAGGGUUUGCCUUGUUCCCACGUCUCCUCUGGAGAAGGAUCGUAACCUCAGCUUGGCGGUGUUUACGAGACAGGUAGCCCACGCACGUUUCUCGCCUCUCAGCACCCGUCGGUAACCCUGAGCGACCGUCAGCCAUGUGCCAUGUCAUUGUCACCUGCCGCUCCAUGCUGUGGACUCUGCUGAGCAUCGUGGCUGCCUUCAGCGAGCUCAUCGCCUUCAUGAGCACUGACUGGCUGGUGGGGUUCCCCCGCACGCACGACUCCGUCUACCCCCACCUCGCCACGGCGGCCGGCGAGGCCUACAGACCGACUUUGGGGAUCUACGGGCGCUGCAUCAAGCUGGCCCACAUGCAGCGGGGGAUACUGUGCGGACCGUACGCCGUUCACUUCGGGGAGAUUGCCAGCGGGUUCUGGCAGGCCACCUCCAUCUUUCUGGCCGCGGGGAUCCUGCUGCUGUGUGCCGUGGCGUUCAUCUCCAUCUUCACCAUGUGCUUCCAGAGCAUCAUGAAGAAGAGCAUCUUCAAUGUGUGCGGACUGUUGCAAGGGAUCGCAGGUCUGUUCCUGAUUCUGGGUCUGAUGUUGUACCCUGCUGGCUGGGGUUCCGACAAAGUUCAGCUGUACUGCGGCCAUGACGCCGCCCCGUACCGCGCCGGGCUCUGCUCCAUGGGCUGGGCCUUCUACACCGCCAUGGGGGGCACCGUUCUCACCUUCAUCUGCGCCGUCUUCUCGGCUCAGGCCGAGAUCGCCACGUCCAGCGACAAAGUCCAGGAGGAGAUCGAGGAGGGCAAGAGCCUGAUCUGCCUCCUGUGAGGGCUGGAGAAGCCGCGGCAUUGUUUACCACUAAAAAUCGACUCUUAUUUCGUCUCUUGUUUUGUGUCGAUGUGGGAGAAAUCUGCAAGUGCCAAGUGUUUUUUUUGUUUAGUUUUUUUUUUUUGUCUUUGCCGUCUUUGUCCCUGUGACACCAGGAGGUGCUGUGUUUGUUAUUGUAUUCAUGUCGUGGCUCUGCUGUCGCCACAUGUUCUGUAAAUAAAUGUGAUUAUAUGUAUUUUGUACAUAGCUAUGAUUGCAGAAUGAUGCUCGGCUUGAUCUUGGCUGGCCCGAUGACAUCACUCUUGCCACUCUUAAAAAAUAAAUAUGUAAAGAAAUUGUAACCUGGUGAUUUUGUCACCAGAUCGUACGGCGACGUAUUAGGGCCAUUGUAGGUAGGAAAAAAGAGCAAAUCUCUGCAAAACACCCCAGAAAUUUUCUAGAAAAAAAACAAAACAAAAAAACUUUUGGAACUUUUCUUUAUUAAACUCAAAAUUCCUGAGUUUUUUCAUGUAAAGUUUUGACAUUCAAUGCUCAAAUUUCCAAGUUUUUUGGCCCGAAGCUACUUUUUUAAAAAUCAAUCUACAAUGGCUCUAAUGCGCCGUUAUAAUAUCGCGACCAGCAAACCUGGUUCUUUUUGUUUUAACUGUGUGCCACAAGUGAGUAUUAACUCAUCAAGGGAACCACUACUCAGUCAGAAUAAGCAGCCUUUAGCUCAGAGUGGAUGUCCUGUUCGAGCUUCCAGAAUGUACUAUUUGAACGAUUCAUGUUUUUGUAGACCGCUGAAAUGUAUUGGUGGGAAGGAUUCACUCGGGACUGCAGGAGGACGGUCCAAUGGACGCUCUGUGAAGAAGGUUCUGGUCCUCGUUGGUCGGACCGCCUGGAAUCCCUGCACAAAAGACUCGGACUGAACGACGAGGACGCGAGGAAAUGAAGUAUUGCUGUUGUUAGUACUGUCUGGUUUCAGGGAGUUUGUGUGUGCGUAUACGUGCGUGCGUGUGUGUGUGUGUGCCAAGUCGAAGGCAGUAUCGUAUCUGUUCUGAUUUGUUUCUGCCAAACUAAUAAAGAGAAGGGAAAACUGA
Messenger RNA from Xiphophorus hellerii (green swordtail), 4064 nucleotides. RefSeq names its product LHFPL tetraspan subfamily member 2a (gene lhfpl2a). The record is from RefSeq and is a predicted model, not a curated record. Gene Ontology annotation, cellular component: membrane. Bases 2311 to 2985 code for a protein of 224 amino acids. The transcript has 3 exons. Lineage: Eukaryota; Metazoa; Chordata; Actinopteri; Cyprinodontiformes; Poeciliidae.